CUGUUUCUCAUUCUUUGGAGUUUCAUUUGUAAUGUGUGGAUUAUUCUGGUACCUGAGGAGGCGUCAGUUGAAAUAUGCCGGUGACAAGAAUUUCAUGGAGAAUGGGGGACUUGAUAUGCAGGAACGCAUAGCUUCCAUGGGGGGAAGAGAGCUCAUCAGAAUGUUUUCAGAAACAGAGUUAAAAAUAGCCUCCAACAAUUAUUCAGUAGAGUUACGAAAAGGCGGCUUUGCAACCGUGUACAAAGGAGUUCUCCCAGAUGGCAUGCCAGUGGCGAUCAAAAAGCCUAAAGCAUUUUCCUCUGACUUUAUUAACGAAAUUGUGAUUUUAUCCCACAUCAAUCACAGAAAUGUUGUAAAAUUGAUUGGUUGUUGUCUCCGUACUCAGCUUCCAUUGCUUGUCUACGAAUUUGUGCCAAAUGGAACACUCUCUCAGCAUUUACACUCACCAGAAAGGCACUUGCCCUGGGAAAGAAGGCGGCAGAUUGCCAUAGAGACAGCAGAGGGUAUAGCAUAUGUGCAUCGUGAGGCCUCUCAGCCCAUUUUCCAUCGCGACAUAAAAUCAUCAAACAUUCUUCUGGAUGACACAUUUACUUCAAAAGUGGCAGACUUCGGUAUUUCUCGUCUGCGACCUUCUGAUGAAAUGCUUCUCAGCACCAUGUUUCCCUCAGGCACGCCUGGUUAUGUGGAUUCCGAGUUCAUAAGAAGCAACCAGUUUACUGAGAAGAGUGAUGUUUUUAGCUUUGGUGUAGUUCUGGCGGAGCUUCUUACUGGUCUUAAACCUGUAUUGUCUCGACAUGGUGAGAAGUACUUUUUAUAUGACCAUUUCCUAUCUGCAAUUAAUGAUGGCUGCUUAACAAAUAUUUUAGAUCCCAAAAUAGUGGAUGAGGAAAAUCAAGGGCAGAUGGAGAAUAUGGCGAAACUUGCAAAGGCAUGUUUGCACGAGGAAGGAAUAGAAAGGCCGUCGAUGAGAGAGGUAGUGGAUGAGCUUGUUUGGAUAAGAGCAGCUACAAAACAGGCAAGACAUUUAAAUAUGGAUGCUACUCUCCCUGCGCAGAAAGCUAUUUCCACACAGGCAACUCUCCAGCAUUACAGCGGCAAAGUCGUUGAUGAGACUACUUCAUGGGAUUAUCAUAGUUCUCUCACUCAUAUUGUUUCUGAGGACCCUUCUAGUUCGUUGAUUCAGAUGUCAGAUGCUCAUGGAAGAUAAUCAAGAGAACACAACAUUAAGAAACCCAUUCCUAGAGUUUUCAUAUUUUCUAGAAUAGGGUAUCUAUUGAAUUUGAAAUUGGUAUCUAUUGUAUACGGGUGAGAUUUUAGAAUCAGACAUCCGUUUUUA
Cryptomeria japonica (Japanese cedar) is the source of this 1336-nucleotide messenger RNA. Its product is annotated as wall-associated receptor kinase-like 1. Gene Ontology annotation, biological process: protein phosphorylation; cell surface receptor signaling pathway. Gene Ontology annotation, molecular function: protein serine/threonine kinase activity; ATP binding. The record is from RefSeq and is a predicted model, not a curated record. Gene Ontology annotation, cellular component: plasma membrane. The transcript has a single exon. NCBI's taxonomy places the organism in Eukaryota, Viridiplantae, Streptophyta, Pinopsida, Cupressales, Cupressaceae. The coding region runs from base 32 to 1207 and encodes 391 amino acids.